UGCCGCCGGCUGGGAGCGCGGCGAGAGGGCGGUGCGGGCGCCGGGCGGUGCGGGGCGAGCGGCCCGGCCAUGUCUCUCGGGCAGGCGGCGUCGGGCUGAGCGGCCGUGCGCGCAGCGGGAGCGCUCUCCGCCACCAUGAGGCGGCUGCUGCUGCCCCUGCCCUGCCUGCUGCUGCUGCCGCCGCUGCUGCUGCUGCUGCCGGCCGAGGUCAGAUGUACAACUGCCUGCACUAAGAAUUGCAGUUCAGAAACAGGACCCACUAGUGAUGAUAAUUUAUCAGCAAACUCUACAAGUGGAAACAAAACCUAUGGAGGUGGAAGAUCAUCCACGGUUGUGUCACUAUCUGACAGUGAUCAGAGCAAUGUAACACUCUAUGAUCUCAAGGCAGAAUAUGUUGGUGAGACUUCUGUCAACUUAACGUGGGCAGUGAACGACUCUGCUUCCAGCUCCUACAAGUACAGGAUAGAGGUUGCAAGUAGUACCUCUGUUUGGAACCUGACAUCUGAGGUCCCCAAAAUUGAAAUUACUGAUUUAAUUCCUGGGACAAAGUACAAUUUCACAGUAUUUGCAGGAGUCAAUGACAGUCAGACAGAAGGAGAAGGAGUGUCCAUAAUGGUGUAUACAAAGCCCAGCCCAGUCCAUGAUCUCAAGGCAGAAUUUGUUGGUGAGACUUCUGUCAACUUAGCAUGGGCAGUGAACGACUCUGCUUCCAGCUCCUACAAGUACAGGAUAGAGGUUGCAAGUAGUACCUCUGUUUGGAACCUGACAUCUGAGGUCCCCAAAAUUGAAAUUACUGAUUUAAUUCCUGGGACAAAGUACAAUUUCACAGUAUUUGCAGGAGUCAAUGACAGUCAGACGGAAGGAGGAGGAGUGUUCAUAAGCGUCUUUACAAAGCCCAGCCCAGUCCAUGAUCUCAAGGCAGAAUUUGUUGGUGAGACUUCUGUCAACUUAGCAUGGGCAGUGAAUGACUCUGCUUCCAGCUCCUACAAGUACAGGAUAGAGGUUGCAAGUGGUACCUCUGUUUGGAACCUGACAUCUGAUGCCCUCACAAUUGAAAUUACUGAUUUAAUCCCUGGGACAAAGUACAAUUUCACAGUAUUUGCAGGAGUCAAUGACAGUCAGACAGAAGGAGAAGGAGUGUCCAUAAGCCUCUGUACAAAGCCCAGCCCAGUCCAUGAUCUCAAGACAGAAUUUGUUGGUGAGACUUCUGUCAACUUAGCAUGGGCAGUGAAUGACUCUGCUUCCAGCUCCUACAAGUACAGGAUAGAGGUUGCAAGUGGUACCUCUGUUUGGAACCUGACAUCUGAUGCCCUCACAAUUGAAAUUACUGAUUUAAUCCCUGGGACAAUGUACAAUUUCACAGUAUUUGCAGGAGUCAAUGACAGUCAGACGGAAGGAGGAGGAGUGUCCAUAAGCGUCUUUACAAAGCCCAGCCCAGUCCAUGAUCUCAAGACAGAAUUUGUUGGUGAGACUUCUGUCAACUUAGCAUGGGCAGUGAAUGACUCUGCUUCCAGCUCCUACAAGUACAGGAUAGAGGUUGCAAGUGGUACCUCUGUUUGGAACCUGACAUCUGAUGCCCUCACAAUUGAAAUUACUGAUUUAAUCCCUGGGACAAUGUACAAUUUCACAGUAUUUGCAGGAGUCAAUGACAGUCAGACAGAAGGGGAAGGAGUGUCCAUAAGCAACUGUACAAUUCCUGCCUUAGUGAAUUCAUUUCAGUGUGAGCCACUGGCCAAGCAGUCUUCCUUAAUGCUAAAGUGGAAAUGUCCUUCUGGUAACAAUUCUGGCUUCAAAAUUAAAAUAUUUAAUGAUUCAUGGGAAAAAGAGGACUUGCCUCCAUCCUGCAUGAGAGAAGGCACAGAGGAAACCUUCAGAAUAGAAUCUUUAAGUUAUUUCAGCACCUAUACUGUUACUAUUGCAACUCUUUCAAACGGUUUUGAAAGUGCUGCAGUGCAGGAAACGUGUAAUACAAGCAUUACUGACCCACCAACACCAAACAAAGCUCCUUUAGUCAAGGCACUCAGCCACAGCUCAUUGUCUGUUGAGUUCUCGGAUUUUGAGUCAGUGAAUGGACCAUUACAAGCCUAUGCAGUAAUGAUCACAACAGAAGAACAAGGUUGUGGGUCACUGAAGUCUAAUUUAAACAACACAUACAAAGAUUUCAAGAAGAAGAUGACAGUCACCUAUGUAACAUAUGUCAUAGAUACAGAGCAGGCAAAAUCACCUUCUUUCCAUUCCCAGAAUGGUGCAAACAUCAUUAAUGUAGGCAAAGGAAACACAAUGUAUGGCUACGAAAACGGACCAUUGAUUCCACUUGGUUCCUACAGGGCAAGUGUUGCAGGAUUCACUAAUAUAACCUUUACUAUGGCCAACGUCAUUGCGGGGGAAGAUAGUUAUGUGUCAUUUUCACCCUGCUCUGAGGCAGUUUUGCUACCCCAGGAUCCAGGUGUUAUUGCUGGAGCCGUUAUUGGAUGUCUUUUAGCUAUAUUGGCUGUAGUUGCUAUCGGUGGUUUCAUAUUCUGGAGAAGGAGAAGGAAAGAUAAAAGAAAUACUGAAGUGUCCUUUUCUCCAAUUAAAUCAAAAAUGAUUAAAGUGGAGAACUUUGAGUCCUACUUUAAGAAGCAGCAAGCUGACUCCAACUGUGGUUUUGCUGAAGAGUAUGAGGAACUCAAGUCUGCUGGUGUUCAUCAGCCCAAGUUUGCUGCAGAACUUGCUGAGAACAGAGGAAAAAAUCGAUACAACAAUGUCUUACCAUAUGAUAUUUCUCGUGUUAAACUUUCAGAUCAAAACUCUGCAACUGAUGAUUAUAUCAAUGCAAACUAUAUUCCUGGCUAUAACUCAAGGAAGGCAUUCAUUGCUGCACAGGGCCCUUUAUCCAACACUAUAGAAGACUUCUGGCGCAUGAUUUGGGAGAAGAAUAUCUACUCUAUUGUUAUGUUGACAAAAUGUGUUGAACAAGCCCGGACAAAAUGUGAGCCAUACUGGCCAGACAAACAAUCCAAGAGCUAUGGUGACAUUAUUGUGACAAUAGUCUCAGAGAUUGUCCUUCCAGAAUGGACAAUAAGGGACUUCACUGUAGAAAAGUCCAACACACCGGAGAGCCACACGGUGCGCCAGUUCCAUUUCACCUCCUGGCCAGAUCAUGGAGUGCCAGAGACAACAGACCUUCUCAUCAACUUUAGACACCUUGUUCAUGAGUACAGCAGUCAAAAUCCAAUUGACUCUCCUACGCUGGUGCACUGCAGUGCUGGUGUUGGCAGGACAGGGACGUUCAUUGCCAUCGACCGCCUGAUUCAGCAGAUGGAAAUGGAGGGCACGGUGGAUGUGUACGGAGUGGUGUACGACCUUCGCAUGCACCGGCCUCUCAUGGUGCAAACUGAGGACCAGUACGUCUUCCUAAACCAGUGCGUUAUGGAUAUUAUUAGAUCCCAGAAAGACAAGAAGACUGAUCUUAUUUACCAAAACAUGACAGCCAUGGCAAUCUAUGAAAAUUUCACACCUGGGCCGGGCUUUGGGAAGGCCAAUGGCUACCACACAUAGUCUGGAAGGAUGCAGUGUCUCCGAGUGUUACCUGCACAUACGAAAGGCAGAUGUUCCACUCUUGUGUUCCAGGAUUGUGUGCAGCGUCUCACGUCUGGCUUCUCCAGUGCUGUCUGCAUUCAGAGAGGUGAUCUGCAGGAGGAAAAACACAAUGCUGGCAGGAGCCGCAGAUUGAGAUUUAAAAGACAAAAACCGAGCAAAAUUAUUUAAAGUUAACAGAGGAAUCUUGCUUUUUCUUGGGAACUUAACAGUGCUGAUAGCUGAAAUAGCAUAUGCAGUAAGAACAGUGAACUAGAAUUUAAACAUUAAAAUAAUAACACAA
Apus apus (common swift) is the source of this 3862-nucleotide messenger RNA. RefSeq names its product protein tyrosine phosphatase receptor type J (gene PTPRJ). The transcript has 22 exons. Gene Ontology annotation, biological process: angiogenesis; protein dephosphorylation. Lineage: Eukaryota; Metazoa; Chordata; Aves; Apodiformes; Apodidae. Gene Ontology annotation, molecular function: cadherin binding; protein tyrosine phosphatase activity. Bases 136 to 3540 code for a protein of 1134 amino acids. The record is from RefSeq and is a predicted model, not a curated record.